Onthophagus taurus is the source of this 2573-nucleotide messenger RNA. It is a transcript of the gene SAK, whose product is annotated as polo like kinase SAK. Lineage: Eukaryota; Metazoa; Arthropoda; Insecta; Coleoptera; Scarabaeidae. The record is from RefSeq and is a predicted model, not a curated record. Gene Ontology annotation, cellular component: nucleus. Gene Ontology annotation, biological process: protein phosphorylation. Gene Ontology annotation, molecular function: ATP binding; protein binding; protein kinase activity.
UCUCAUCAAAAUGAAAAAUAACUGACGUAUUGUUUAUUGUUUACAUCUAUUUUUUAAAAUUCAAACUUUCCUCAAAAUAAUCCCUUUAAACUAUUUUUAAGUGACCAAAAAUGAUUAACAAAACUAAAUAAAGUGAUUUAAUAGCAACAAGCAGUGAUUAAACCGCUCAAACUAUGGCAAGUUCGAUAAAUUCGUUUAGCGAACGGAUUGAGGAAUACGAAGUGCAUAAUUUACUUGGUAAAGGAGGUUUUGCUUCCGUUUAUAGAGCAAAAUGUUUAAAAACAGGGAUGAAUGUUGCUAUAAAAAUGAUCGAUAAAAAAUUAAUGCAAGCUGCUGGGAUGGUUUCAAGAGUCCGUCAAGAAGUUUCGAUUCAUUAUCGAUUAAAACACCCUUCGAUACUUGAGUUAUACACGUUUUUCGAGGAUCAAAACUAUGUUUAUUUAGUGUUGGAAUUGUGUCAUAAUGGGGAAUUACAACAGUAUUUAAAAAAACAUACUGAGCAUCAUGUUCUUUCGGAAUCCGAAGCAAGCAGUAUAAUGAGACAAGUAGUUGAAGGGGUACAAUAUCUUCACUCUCAUAAUAUUCUCCACCGAGAUAUGUCACUUUCAAAUCUCCUUUUAACAAAAGAUAUGCAAAUUAAAAUAGCUGAUUUUGGUUUAGCAACACAAUUAUCACGCCCGGAUGAAAAACACAUGACGAUGUGUGGAACUCCAAAUUUUAUAUCUCCAGAAGUGGCUUCUAGAGGAUCACAUGGUUUAGAGGCCGACGUUUGGAGUCUUGGGUGUUUGCUUUACACCCUUUUGGUUGGUACGCCACCUUUUGAUACUCAAGGUGUUAAAAGUACAUUAACCAGAGUUGUAAUGGCGAAUUAUCAGCUUCCAAAUUAUCUUUCUGUUGAAGCUAAAGAUUUAAUUAAUUCGUUAUUGCAAAAAAAUCCGAAAGAUCGGAUUCAUUUAACUCAAAUUCUUGAACAUCCUUUUAUAAAACGAGGUAAUUUAAGGAUAUCCUCGAAUUUAACUCACGAUAGUGGCGUUCACACCAUGUCCAGUAAAAGAGAGAGUGCUUUAAGUGAUGGGGUUUUAUUAGAUAGUUUACGUAAAUGUAAUAGUGAUUAUUUACCGGUUUUAAAUCAAAGCCCAAUUCCCAUCGAGUUAAAAUAUAAAGGAUCUCAAAGCGUAGAUCACUUAACAAAUCAUUUUGGGUCAUCUCAAUUAAUUGAGGAGCAACAAAAAGUUUCUGUGUUCUCUCAAGGAUACGGUUGCAUUGGGAGAAGUCAAUGUAGUCAAAAAUGUUGUCAACCGAACGAUCCGGGUGGAGGUAAAGUCUCUGUGAUGUCCACCUCUGAAAAUAUUCGACAUAGUUCAAAAAAUUUACAAAAACUUUGUAGCCAUCGACUUUUACCUACAAGGCAUCAAACGAAAAACGCAAUCUUGAGUAUUUUGGAUGAUUCCGAAGUUUGUGUUGAGUUUAUUAAAAAGAGGGGUCAUUUAAAACGCGAAUUAGUUUGUGAAGUUUGCCGAAUAUCGCCUGAUGGUGAAAGAAUAAUCCUUUAUGAACCCGAAAACGGAAAAGGUACAUCUGUAACAAGUUCAGUCCCCGAAUUACCACGACAAGGAACCGAUAACAUCUUUAGUUUUGAAAAUCUCCCAGAAAAACACUGGAAAAAAUAUAUGUACGCAUUUAAAUUUGUCGAAUUGGUCCGAGCGAAAACCCCAAAAGUCACUUAUUACACUGACAAAGCCAAGUGUCUCUUAAUGGAGAAUUUGGUUGAUUUUGAAGCUUGUUUUUAUGAAGGUGGGAAGGUUACAUCAUCUUCAAAUGAAGGAGUUACAAUAAUCGAUUCUGUAGGAACUAGAUUAAAUUUUAAAAGUAAUGAUCAAACUGAUUUACCAACAUCUUUAAAUUUGUUAUGGAUUCACGCACAAGAAGCUAAAAAUCAUUGUUGUUUAUUGGAACGAACUUUAAAUGAAUUACCUGGUCAGAAAAACUUCCCAAUUAUCGUGGGUAGAAGACCAAAUUCGAAUUUAAAUGGAACACCAGGGAAAGAAAAUCGAACACAACCACUCAUGCCAUCAUUUAACAUGACUUCAAUCAAUACAUCAACUCCAACUUCUGUGAACUGUAAAAACGUUCAAUCUAAAUCGGUAAGUAUUCCUGGAAUUGGCACAGCAAUUCAAUUGGCAAGCGGAGAAGUUAAAGUGCGUUAUCCGGACGGGUCUCAAAUUUGGGUCGACGGUAAACACAAUGUGCAAUUUCAAUACGCCGAUGGAAAAUUGGUGAGUUAUGGAAAUUCUGAUAAUAUUCCGCGACAAAUCGUCGAAAAAUUACAACACAUGCCAAUCGUUUUGAGACACUUAAUGCCAACGUCUUCAGUUUCACACAAAACUAGAUUAAGAUAAUAAAGGGUAAAAAAAUUGAUUAGGUUUUAGAGGAUGUUAUAUUGUAUAAGUAUAGUUUUUUAAUAAUAAUAAAAUAGUUUUACAAUAAUUUAUUAUAAGGAAAUUGUUUCUGAGUUAAGUUUACAAUUAAGAUUAUUUCAUAAAUAAAUAUCUAAAAUUUAUCGUUUAAAUAAG